AAAAGGAAAGACGACAAAUCCGACAGAUGUCGGGCUUCAGAUCGUCGCUCGCCUUAUCCGCCAGAGCUACAAACACCGACCAACAGUUACAGUCGCGUCGGAUCGGAUCUCUGCCGGUAAGCCAAACUGCGGGUUGAUGCUCCACUGCUUCGCGAUCGUCGCCGCUGCUGCUCUAUUGGGUGGUUACCGCUCAGCGCCGACAUGACGCUACGAACGCUGCCGUGGUUAUUCUGCUCUUAUGAGCAUUGACGACGUUCGCUUCUGCUGGUGCCUUCUGCUACUACUGCCGCUGCUAGCGACGCUGUCGGAAUCAUCGCGGCGGCCGACGCCAACGCUGCCAUUGCUGUGUUUAAUGGCGGCUGCUUCAGCUACUGCUGUCGUCGUUCUAACGUUUUCGGUUCGCCCAGUCUGUCUGGCCGUUGUCAGUUGGCGACUUGCCAUUGCCGAAGCAGUGUGUCGCCUUCCGCUGUGCGAUCGAGUUUAGGAUAGUGUUGUGCAGUGGGCAGAAUAGGGUGGUUACUGAUGUGUGUAUGGCAGUUGCGCUGGGUGCAACAUAUUUGUCGUUAGUUUCUGUGAAGCUAUUGGCCAAAAAAGGUACGAAAAAAUAAAGAACUGUGUAUCAAAUAUAUACCUGACCGUGUGUCCUCUAGAAAUAGACAGCCGAAGAACGAGGCCAGAAAGUGUUCCGUGGAUUAAGGGUUGCCUCAAAAGGCCGAAAAUUCGCAGAGCGGAAUCGAUCGGAGUAAACAGAGAAACUAGUGAACGAAUUCAGCGAAAGAUUCGACAAAGGGCGUCUGUAGCGGCGUGCAUAUAUACAGACGUAACAAUAUCAGUACAACCCUGAGUUUUAGGGCGAUUUCUGCUUAUAACUCGCGGUGACUGGGUUUAUAUUGCCCAAAUUGCAUGUAAACAAAUGACAAGCGGGUGACAGGUCCAAGUUAUGCCACAGUACAGAUUCAGGCUAUCUCAUAGAAAGCGAGCUGCUCAAUUGAAGGAAUUUGAUCAUGCUAUAAUAAUUUAAGAGUACACUCACAGAUACUUGCCAAUGCUAUUAAAAAACAACAUUGUCAAGCGGCAGCUAGAGCUUGAGAAGCGCGGCCGCAAGCAGUAUAGCGUCAAGACGUUGUUUGUCGAAACGAAGCACGAAAUACCAGUUAACGUUAACGAAACAUUUUCGUUUUUAUCUUAAACGACAACGCUUCUCAAGCGGCAAAACUGGCGGAGGCGGACAGCUACAUCUGCCGGUGAUGUACAACCGAAUGGAGGGGAGCCUAGUAUUUCGGCCACUGUAACUCGAUCGUAUUGACCGGCAGUAAGACGUUGAAACGUCAACAAUAACAGCAACGAAAACAACGACGGCAUCAACGAGUGCUUCAUCAACGACUAUUUGUCGCCGCAAUACUGGUCGGGGUUAGGAGUGGUCACUUGGGAUAGACUUCGAAAAAGUGAUUUAUGCUGUUGCUACUACUCGAAAUAUUACGCCUUUAGGACUUCGUGACAUAACCGAAUGGGGUUGCGUUGUGACGCCCGUAGGAGGACAAGCCAAAAAAGUGAAAAGGAAAAAAAACGGUGUUAGUGAAACUUGCGGAAUCGAUUGAGCAUCGAACGGUCAACGAAGUUCUCAGGGAGUGUGAUACCAAGAAGAAGAUACAGAACCUUUAUUUACCCACUACCCAGUUGUACAGCGUCGAUCGGCCCUGACAUCCUCAUUACCAUUCCUUUCUUUAACCUUGUCCGCUGUUCAGUUAGAAGUGGAAGCUGAGGAAUGUCGAGUCUGACGAGCGCCCCUCGAGGCCCCGCGGCCACCUCGGCUGGAGGUGUUCCUAACUACCUCAGUUCUACCUUGUCAACGGUGUCGUCUUGCGCCUCGAUGUCGCCAAUUUCCCACGUUUCAACACACACACCAUUAUCGCCACGAGCCCUCCAGGCGCUCCUCGAAGGUGACGAUGAGGCGUUUGAAGACGCUGUUGUUGCAAUGGAUGUUCCAUCGCUCCUCGAGCUUGUUCACGCUCUACAGAACUCGAUAGCAGUGGAACAAAGAUACUUUGACGCGCUCAGUUUGAAACUGGAAUCUGUCGCUCCGGCAACACUCGAAUACGAAAAACUUUCGACAGCUUUAUGCGCAUCGCAACUACAGCUGGCCAAACUGUGUACCCGCAACAUGCGAUGCUUCACUCAGCAAGCGGUUCGAGCUCGAGAAGACCCCGCUAGCCUUGUGACGACCACUUCGACGAGCAGUGAUCCGACCCUGACCCCAUCUGGCGGUAGUGGAAGUUGUGGCACAACUUACCUCAAAGCGUCAACGUCGCCUGUAUUCGAUUAUGACGAUAGUCUUAUGCAUGACUUCAAUGCUGUUGAAAGACUCACACAAGAUCAGGUUCACAACCUUCUUGCCGCGAGCGGCUUUGAUAAUGUGGACGUUCAGCUCCGUCAAAUGCUGGGCGACUCUGACUCUGUUACUUCGGAUAAUGGAAACCAUGAAGCGCUAAAUCUGCAGCAGCUCGAGCUGUUGUGUGCGGCAAGUCCGGAAAGCGGCGCAGGCCCCGACGAACACGACUACGACUCAGUCGACGACGCAGACCACUAUGAUUACUAUAUCGGCGAUCCGAUUAAGGAACUAGAGGUAAUUCCCGAGGAGGACCUGGAAGAACAAUAUUAUGAAGAACCCCAGCGGAGAAAAAUUCAGCCCCUUCGUACCUCGUCCAUACAUCAUCCACACCUCCCUAUGAGAACCCCUUCUCCCCGGUUAGGCUCGCCAAGGCACGUAGAGUCCGACUCUAAUUCGGAGAGUUCCGAGACGAACUCAGUUAACACGGUUGUCACUGAGAUCCGCCAACAAUUUUCCCGACAGCAGCAACAAAGUUUACAUAACCUUGACAGCGGUCACAACAAUCCGAAUUUAAGUAGCCACACCGCCGAUCAGCAUCAACGGUUGUUCGAGGAGCGGGCAGAGAAAGUGCGUUCAGCAGUGGAAAAACUCAUUCGAGACCAUCAGCCAAAAAUAUCGCAUUCCACAAACCUGCUCAACCUUAUCAAGAACUUCGAAAAUAUCGCCAAGAAUAACGAGAAGGUUUUGGAAAAGAUUCGUCACCGAUCGGCGCCACCGCGACGUAAAAUUGUGUCGUCUACGUCCUACAUCAGCCAAGAAGCCGAACACGAACAGGAACGUUCACCAGCUGUAACUCUUCUAAAUCCUGUUACGGUAUCAAUGUUAAGUCAACAGUCGCACCUGCUAGAUCACUCGUCGCCUACACUUAAACCGUUUAAUCUAACCUCGCCACGAAAAAGUGCAGCUUCUUUUGCUAGAGAGAGCAUUUUAGAACAGAGCUUGGAAGAAGUGAUGAAGCCGCUGACAGUACAGCGGCUGGAGCUGCCUUCAAGUGACAAGCUACAUGAGUCUGCAAACAAAAGCCCGUCCGAGAAGUCUCUCAAGAUGAAAGAAACUCGACUAACAACCCGACAAGGUUUUAGUGCCACCCUCAAAGAUCAGUUAGAAAGGGUGACGCUUGGCAGAUUUGGUCAGUGUCAAAUGGAUAAUAUUAACCGCCUUGAGGAGCGACUUAAUGGAACUCUAAAGUCCAUCGUAAACGGCGACGAUACGGUGGUUGGAGCUCAGGCUCUUGUUGAUAAUUCCAAUGAUCCUCUUGAUUCACUGGCAAACUCAAAGAUCAAAUCUCUCAGUUCGACGAAUCUUUGUGGCAGUGAGGCACUGAUACCUCUUCUCAAGGACAUGUACACCUUGCAGGAUAUAGCAGAGCGGCCAAGUCCCCCUGAGAUGAAAGGCUAUGCGCAUAUUGUGCUUAAUUCCAAAUUUCGCGAAAAAUUUCUACACCUCAAAGAUGGGCGUAUCCACGUGUUCGAGGGAGAGUUUACUCAACGACCGCUACAAAAGGUGGACCUCACCGGAAAAUGUAUUCUACAACUUCUCGACGAUCGGAGUAUCGGCCUCGACUUCUCGUCGUCGGCGAGUCCCGUGAGUGCAACGGUACUUCAGUUGAGCUCAACAAAAGAGCGAGAUGAAUGGUAUCGCCAUUUGAUGGCUCAUGCUGACAUCUCGCUUAACUUUGUUGUUCCCUCAAGCCGGCCGUUGAGCAGUCACAAAAGAUGUCUUGUACUUGACCUUGGAUCCUGCUCCGUUCGCGCCGGCAUUCUCAUGGACCAGGCAACAUUACCGCAGGUAUACUUCCCAUCCUUUUUGGCCAUUGACAAGACGUCAAAAAGGGCGUAUUUUGGAGAGGAUGCGCUCAACGAAAACAUUCGUAAGAACUGCCGCCUCAUCUUUCCUCUGGCCUCCGUGGACAAGGUGACAAAGCUGACUAUGGACACAACCUAUUUGACACACCUUGUCAACAAAGUUCUUAAGGAUCUUCGUCUCAGUCAGGCAGAGCUGACAGAAUACAAUGUUCAGGUCAUCCUUCCACAGACAUAUAGUCUAUCGACGCAAGCAGCAAUUGCUAAGUUCUUCUUGGAGGAUCUGGGUGUCAAAGGUUUGAAUAUUACACAUCAAGCUAUUUGUGCGCUCUACGCAUACAAUACGACAUCAGGGAUCGUAGUGGAUAUUGGCAACCGUCUUGACAUCUUGCCAAUCGCUGACGGCUACGUAGUUGACUCCGGUGUUUCCCGGCUACUCAAUGGAGACCAAAAAAUUAUUCAAAACCUCGCGCAUGAACUAGCCCAGAAAAGGGUGUCUUUGUUUAAUCCAUUGGACGUAUAUAUGUUACGGCACAUAUUUCAAGAACUGUGUUACGUCGCGCCUGACUAUGUCUCCGAAUUACAACAAUUCAAUUCGAAUCCUACUUCCUUUUCAAAAGCUGUCCAACUGUCUGGUUUGACGCUUUUAACAGGGGCGGACCCAGUUAUCGAACUGGACCAAGCGCGUUUUUCGGUAGCAGAAGGUUUAUUCCAGCCUCAGAUGUGGGGCUUGGAUUGCCCAGGCCUCAGCAAACUCAUCGCGAAGGCCAUUAUGCAAAAUUCGAUUGAUAUGCGAAAGCAGAUGGCGCGGAGCAUUUAUCUCAGUGGUGGUCUAACAUUACUGUCGGGCCUGCGGGAGCGUAUAAUCGCUGAUGUUUCUCGCCUGGUGCCUUCGGCCCUGAAAGUGGAAGUCCAUGCUUCACCCUACCGUCUACAUAUGGCCUAUAUUGGAGCGUGCACAAUGGCUUCGACAGGCGCGUUUGACAGACAAUGCAUCACCUACUCGCAAUGGCGAAGCGGUCCAGAUGACUGCUAUAAAUCGUGGCACGUCAGUUAGACAGCGGUCGAUGCGACUUUAGGCCUCCAGCCUGUUCUGCUGCUGGGGACUAGACACAGGAAAAACUUGGAACUUAGCAGAAUUUAGUUUUCGUUACAUGAUGACCUAUCGAGUGACGAAAAUGGCGCCGCUAAAAAUGGCCAUGAAUACGUUCAAUGAUAGCGAACGUCGUUUUUCUUCAACAGCCAGAUACAGUAGAAGGAAAUGCUCUGUAUAUAUGUGCAUAUCGAUAAGCACCAAUACAUAAUGACUAAAGAUGUCUAGAUAGCUAGAGAAUAAUUAACUGCCCCGCAUUAGACUGAACGCCAAUCUUAUUUUGUAAUACAUAAAAACGUGCGCGUGCGCCUGAAUCGUUUAAUAACAUUACUAUAUUGUAUAACAAAAAGAUCACGAUAAGGAUAAACAGGAAGUCACUAUCUACACAAAUAAUUCGAACGUAUUCCAUCUUUGUUUGCUAGCGUGCCCUAAUAUAUUAUCAUAUAAUGUAUGCGGAAAACAACGGAAAACGUUUAGUGGCCAUCCAACCUCCCGUAGACAGGUGUGUUCACGGAAGGUACACAUAUAUAUAUUUGUGAUCCACCACCCUGCGGUCCAUUGCUUGCUUGCAGCACGUUUAACUAGCUUUUGCAACACCCCAAGGCGUGAUUCCGCUUCAUUCCUUUAAAAGAUCGAAAGCCUGGAGGUACAUUAUUGCGGCAGGGACACAUUGUAA
Varroa destructor (honeybee mite) is the source of this 5960-nucleotide messenger RNA. RefSeq lists its product as uncharacterized. The record is from RefSeq and is a predicted model, not a curated record. Lineage: Eukaryota; Metazoa; Arthropoda; Arachnida; Mesostigmata; Varroidae.